Molecule: messenger RNA, 699 nt
Organism: Tripterygium wilfordii
Lineage: Eukaryota; Viridiplantae; Streptophyta; Magnoliopsida; Celastrales; Celastraceae
Exons: 5
Coding region: 1-699 (232 amino acids)
Source: RefSeq, a predicted model, not a curated record
AUGACGACAGAGAUGGGAUUGCCCACAAUGACAAAGAAUGCCCAAGGAAAGGCAGCUCGACUAGACCUCGUGAAGAAACACCUGCAAUACCUUCACCGAACAAAGAAGAAACAAAAAGAAGGGGAAGUGACCGUGCACUUCCCCCACCACUCAAAACCAAAUUCCGGCAAGAUUUCCUGUGAGAAUUCCGGUCAGCAAGGGUGUUCAAGAUUUGAACUUGGAUUGGAGAUUUGUGUUGACCAAGAGGAGAUUGGACUAGAGAUUAAAGAGUUGGGCAAGGUUAUUGAACUUGGAAGAUUGGUGGCUAGAGUUGUGGUGAGAUUUUACUCAAACGAGAUGGACACGCAUAGGAAUGUUCGUUCCCUCGAGUCCCAGGAUCAGGGGCGUGGACGCGGGGGUGUUAGGACCCGUGGUGGUAGGCGGGGCGGUGGUCGCGGUCGAGGAGCUGGGCGGGGACGCGGUGAACAAAGGAUACCCGCUCCUGUGAUAGUUCCUGAAUUACCUACGUGGAGUAGGGUGCAACAGAGGGGAAGGCGCACUAUGGUGAGGAAUUCUGAGGAGGCAGAGAAUCCUGCAGUGAAUAUGGCAGGUGGAGAGGGAGUGGUUCCUGAGGCUACACCAACUCAGGGGCAAACUUUAUCAACUACUCAAAUGCACCAACUCAGGUGGCUUCGAUGUUUGAGGCUCAAAUGCAAGUGA